AUGGAUUCUGUAACAAAGAAAACGCGGCAAGAUGGAUCAGAAGUUACUGAAAGACUUAUUACAGAGACUGUAACCACAAGAUUGACGUCCUUACCACCCAAAGGAGGCAGCAGCAGCGGGCUCAAAACAUCCCACACUGGAGGAAGCGGAGUGGAAAAGAGGUCUUACACCCAUGGCAGCAGCUAUGUGACUUCAAGUGGAAGUGGCAGAUUGAAUUCAUCAUCAUCCGCCGGGUACAGACAAACCCAGUCUCCCAGCUCUACUCUCACCAAAUCACCCGGCUCAACAUUUGAAAGAAAAACAUAUGUCAACCGCCAUGCAACGUAUGAAGGGAGCUCCAGUGCCAACUCUUCUCCUGAGUUCCCCAGAAAAGAGUUUGCAUCUGCCUCCACGAGAGGGAGAAGCCAAAGUCGAGAGAGUGAAAUACGAGUCCGACUGCAGAGCGCCUCUCCCUCUGGCAGAUGGACAGAGUUGGAUGAUGUGAAACGUUUGCUGAAAGGAAGCCGAUCAGCCAGCUGCAGCCCUACUCGAUCACCGUCAAGUACGCUCCCGAUCCCGAAAAAGGCUGUGGUGGAGACCAAGAUGGUCACUGAGAGCUCCCAGUCAGUGUCGGGGACAUACGAUACAACUAUCCUGAAUACUGCCCUCCCUUCGUACAUGUGGUCCUCCACUCUGCCUGCUGGGUCUUCCCUCGGUGGAUACCAUAACAGCUCGUCCUUGAUCAAUGCUAUGUCUCACUCUGCAGGAUCAGUUUUUGGUGUUCCAAAUAACCUGGCUCCCAGUAAUCAUAAUCUGAAUGCGGGCCUGAGCACUUCCUCUACAGUGUUUGGAGUUCAAAACAACCUGUCUCCAAGCUCUUCAUCCCUGACCCAGAAUGCUACCGCAGCCUCCGCAGCAUAUGGGAUGAAGAACACUUCUCAGAACAACACCGUGACAAGUACUGGUGUGUCUGCUUCAGCAGGGGGAACCGUUUUGACCUCCCAGGGAGAUGACAUUCUGCGCAAAGACUGCAAGUUCCUGCUGCUGGAGAAAGAGAAUGCCCCACCAAAGAAGGAGAUGGAGCUCUUGAUCAUGACAAAGGACAGUGGCAAAGUCUUUAGUGCCUCCACCACUGGGCUUAAUGGAGGAUCCUUUGCAGAAGACACCUUGAAGAAGGAGAAGCAGGGAUUUUCCUCCUCUUAUGCUACAGAUACCGGCCUAAAAUCAGAUGCAAAUGGAACAUUGAAAUCUGUGCCAACAAGGGACAAAGCGACUUACGCAGAAAUACGAAAUGGUGAAGCAGGGGGUGCAAUCGGAUCAGCACCAUCCUGGUGUCCCUGUGGUUCCUGCUGCAGCUGGUGGAAAUGGCUCCUGGGUUUGCUUCUGGCCUGGUUGCUUCUCCUUGGAUUGCUUUUUGGACUCAUUGCUCUGGCGGAAGAAGUGAGAAAGCUGAAAUCUCGUGUGGAAAACCUGGAAAAGAUCAAUGGCGGCCUCCUGACAAUUAACCAAGGGAAUUCAAAAUUAGAAAAGGAUGUUUCAAGGGUAGACUUUCUUCAUGGUACUCAACACUCCUCCACCUUCCCUUAUGAAAAUGAAGAGUCGGUGUGGUUGAUGGUGAAGAGCAGACUGAACAAGGAAAUGGAACGAGGCUACUUCCGAGGACAACCUGGUGAGAAAGGUGAUAUGGGAGUGCAAGGUCCCAGAGGAGAGCGAGGACUUCCUGGUGUCCCAGGCAUUCCUGGUCCAAUUGGGCACCAAGGACCAGAAGGACCAAAAGGACAGAAAGGCAGUAUGGGUGAUCCUGGCAUGGAAGGUCCCAUGGGACAAAGAGGUCGAGAAGGGCUACCAGGGCCUCGAGGGGAGCCUGGACCCCCUGGAUUUGGAGAAAAAGGAGACCGAGGUGCUGUUGGUGAGCCAGGUCCUCCAGGGCCACCUGGGCCUCCAGGUGCUGCUGGACUUAAAGGUCUGAUGGGUUCUCCAGGCCCACAAGGUCCUCCAGGUCCUCCUGGCCUACAAGGAUUUAGAGGAGAAGCAGGUCUCCCAGGUGCUAAGGGUGAGAAAGGAGCCAGUGGAGCCCCUGGACCCAAAGGUGAUCAGGGUGAGAAGGGUUCUCGUGGAAUGACAGGUGAACAAGGCUCAAGAGGAAUGCCUGGGCCUCCAGGGGAGCCAGGGCCUAAAGGACCUCCAGGACAAGCUGGCCGUGAUGGACAGCCAGGUGAAAAAGGUGAACCAGGUCUUAUGGGAAUGCCAGGAGCCCGAGGCCCUCCAGGACCCACUGGAGAUGCAGGACAGCCAGGUCUCACAGGACCCCAAGGGCCGCCAGGACUUCCAGGCAACACAGGCCGACCAGGGGAUAAAGGAGAACCUGGAGCUCCCGGAAAAGUCAUAAGUGCUGAGGGUUCGUCAACUAUCACUCUGCCAGGCCCACCAGGUCCCCCGGGCCCACCUGGCCCCACUGGACCCCCAGGUGUUCCAGGUCCUGUUGGACCAGCUGGUCUCCCUGGACAGCAAGGUCCACGGGGUGAGAAGGGAUCCCCAGGUGAAACUGUGAUAGAAACUAUCAAAACAGAAGUCUCAUCAUUAGCAUCUCAAAUGAUGGCAGAUUUACAAGGGCGAGCAGGACCACCAGGUCCCCCUGGACCACCAGGUGAAUCUAUUCAGGGACCCCCCGGACCUCGUGGUCCCCCAGGAGAAGGAUUGCCAGGACCUCCAGGCCCACCAGGGAGAUCAGCAUCUUCUAUAUCCACCUCAGAAACAUUCUUACAAGGCCCGCCAGGUCCACCAGGCCCACCAGGCCCGAAGGGAGACCAAGGAGAACGAGGUCCACGAGGAUUCACAGGAGAACCGGGUGAAGGAGUUACCAUGCAGGGACCUCCAGGCCUGCCAGGCCCACCUGGACCCAAAGGUGAUGCAGGUGUCCCAGGUGCCCCUGGCAUCCCAGGAGCAUCUCGAGGUGGAUCAAGACAAAUUCAGGGACCCCCAGGACCUCCUGGCCCACCUGGUCCUCCUGGCCCAGGAGGAAGUUCAUCUCAAGAGAUUCAGCAGUAUGUCACUGACUACCUGAAUAGUGACAACGUAAGGCAUUAUUUGACCGGUGUCCGAGGCCCACCAGGCCCUCCAGGCCCACCUGGAGUCAUCACCACUGCAGAUGGGACGAGCUUGGAUUAUGCAGAGCUGGCCACCCGUGUUAUGAGCUAUAUGACAAGCUCUUCAGAUCGCUAUCAGUCAUUUGCCAGUUCGGUAUCAACCACAUCCGUUUUGUACCAAGAACUUCUGGACAUGCUGCAGAGAGAAGAAAUUCGUCGGUAUCUAAUUGGGCCUCCGGGCCCACCAGGACCUCCUGGACCAGGGGGAGAUGGCGUGUCUCUGUCACUGGAUUAUGAUGAGCUGACCAGACGGUUUAUCAGCUACUUGACAAAUUCUGGGAUGAGCAUUGGGCUCCCUGGACCACCUGGGCCUCCGGGGACACCUGGUGUAUCUUACAGUGACCUGACAGCCUACCUGCGAAAUUCUGAAUUCAGUGGUCUCGUCGGGCCCCCUGGUCCUGCAGGGCCCCCAGGACCUCCAGGGAUCCCAGGAUCACCUGGCACCUCUCUGGAGGACGUCUCUGCUUAUCUACAAAGUGUAGGAUACUCCUCCUUCUCUGGAGUCCAGGGUCCACCUGGCCCUCCUGGCCCUCCGGGACCACCAGGCUUCUCAGGAACCGGCCUCCUGUCCUAUGGUGACAUCACCAACAGUGACGAGUUCAGGAGCGAGCUGAUCCAGUACUUGAAGAGUGAUGAAGUUCGAAGCUAUAUCUCAGGGCCACCUGGGCCCCCUGGGCCACGGGGACCACCAGGACCCAAAGGAGAUAGUGGCUUGGUGGCUGGGUCUAUGUCUUCAUCUUACCAAGGGUUACGGAAUUCCGAGCGGAUGCACGGAGGAUCCCUUGGUGCUGAGGGGUCCCAUGGGGGAUCACUAGGCACAGGCAGCUCAUAUGGCAGCUCCAGGAGCAGCAUGUCAUCCUACAGUGCCUCAGUGGGCAGUGAUGGCUCCUAUGAUGCUGUCAUGGGCAGUGAUGGGUCAUUUGAUGGGUUGCUGACAGAGGAGGAGUCACACAGGAGAUCGGCAGGUUCCAGUAGAUCCUACAGCAGCUCCUUCAGUGGUUCCCUGGAUUACAAUGAGCUGGCACUCCGCGUGUCAGAGAGCCUGCAGAGCCAAGGUAUUCUCCAGGACCUGAUGUCUUACAAUGCACAGGGACCCGCAGGUCCCCCCGGCCCUCCUGGUCCCCCUGGCAUCAGCAGAGUCUUUGCAGCCUAUGGCAAUGUCACCGCAGACCUCAUGGACUUCUUUAGAACAUAUGGUGCCAUCCAGGGGCCACCCGGUGAAAAGGGAGAGAGGGGUUAUCCUGGACCUAAAGGUGACCCUGGACCGAUGGGCCCACCAGGACGCCAGGGGCACAGGGGACCGAAAGGAGAGAAAGGAGAGAAAGGUGAACAGGUGUAUGUGGGCAGAAGAAAAAGACGCAGUGUUGGGGUUUAAGGAAAGAGCCAGCUCAGUUCUGCACUGGGCAGUGUUCCCAGCAGCCCAGAGAGAAUUGGCCUGAAUCUUCACUGCCUUAAUGCUCAACCAUCCCUGCUGAUGAACUAACCCUUUAGACUUGAUAGUUCAGGGUCACUGCUGAGAUGUGACCGGCUCUUUCACGUGCCCAGCGUGGCCCUGGCCUGGGUGUUUGCUCCUGUUGCUGAUCCUUGGCUUAGCUCCCCUGAGUUCCUGGGCUUCUGUCUCUUCAGGUUGGCAAGGGCUUCCUGUCUCACCCCGUCCAGGCUUCUUGUCUUAUUCCCAGCUAUGGAAAAACCUGUGUUUUUUUUAACAAUUAGCCAGCAAAAAGAAAAAAAAAGCCCUGUAAGAACCCCUGGGACUGAGCUCCCUCUUCUCACGGGGCUUUCCCUGCUGCACGCUCUCCCUGCCCGCUGCCAGCAGGAACCUGGUGAAGCAGGGGCUGGUGGUUCUGAGUGGGGCUGGGGCUCGGGGGUCUCUGGGAAGGGACAUGCUGCACUGAGGUACCCCAAACAGUGACACUGAGCCUGUGCCUGGUGGCUGCAGGGGACACGGGGACGAAUGCCCGGGCUCUGCCUUCCCCACCCAGCUGUGUGGUGCUGCUCCCCACACUCCCACUGCAGAGCUCUCAGCCCCACCAUCACCCCAGCACUUGCUUUGGGAAGUGAUGCCCUCCCAACUUGGCAGUUUUGGGGUGCUCCGUGUGCAUUAACCCCGAGCCCAGUUCCUUGGACAAACUGGUGCCACUGGGGCUCAGGCAGCGACGGGGGGCAGCAGGUGCAGGGGCUUUGCAGGGAGCCUGGGUGGGCACCUGUUUGUAGCCACCCAGCGAGACGGGACGUGCCCAGGAACCGAACCGAAGCACUUUUAAACUUAAAUUUGUUGAUCUUUUUUAAAAAAUAUUUUUGUAUUUUUUUUCUGGUUUUUAAACAUUGGGGAAAAAUAAUUGUUCAU
Messenger RNA from Calidris pugnax (ruff), 5472 nucleotides. RefSeq names its product collagen, type XVII, alpha 1 (gene COL17A1). The transcript is spliced from 56 exons. Bases 1 to 4500 code for a protein of 1499 amino acids. The record is from RefSeq and is a predicted model, not a curated record. NCBI's taxonomy places the organism in Eukaryota, Metazoa, Chordata, Aves, Charadriiformes, Scolopacidae.